AUGGAAACAUCACCAAGAGGUGCCACCUCGCCCGCUCCUCGCGAACCAACUCUGAAUCUCCCAUCAACAACAGACCCUCCAAGCCCCCAGAACCCUCCCAAACCCCUCGUAUGGCUGGUAAGCCCAACCCCACCAAGCACUCUCCAAACUCCCAAACCUCCCCAACUAACACCAAACCCCCAGAUCUUCGGUGCAACAGGCCACAUGGGCCGCUCCCUAGUUAAAACCACACUCGCCCACAACGACCUGGUAGCAGCCGUAGGCCGCACCUACGAAAACAGCCCCGAAGCAAUGCGCGAGCUCUCCUCCGAACACGAAAACUGCCUGGGGCUCCUCUGCGACGUGCGCGCACGCCCAACCGUCAAACGCGUAAUCGACCAAACAAUCGCCCACUUCGGCCGCAUCGACGUAAUCGCCAAUUGCUCCGGCUACGGCGUCAUCGGCGCCUGCGAAGACCAAGACGAAUACGACAUCCGCAACCAAUUCGAGACCAACUUUACCGGCACCUUGAAUAUGAUCCAGCUCUCCUUGCCGCAUUUCCGACAGCGCCGCGCCGGCCGCUAUCUGAUCUUCAGUUCUACGAGUGGUGCGCUGGGCGUGCCGGGCUUGGGCCCGUACUGUGCGUCCAAGUAUGCCGUGGAGGGCUUGAUGGAGAGUAUGCUUUAUGAAGUUGAUAGCUUCAAUAUUAAGGGUACGCUUGUUGAGCCGGGACAUAUGCGUCGCGAUGACAUCGGGGACUUGGUUUCGCCUUCUGCGUUGGCGGCGAAUCCGUCCGAGCAUCAUUUAUCGUCGCCGUUGCCGUUGUAUGGGCAUUUCUUGGUCAAGCCGCCCAGUGAGCCGUAUAAUACUUCUACGUCGCCGGCGGCCCAUGCCCGACGCAUGUUGAUGUGGCUGGGGGAUAAGCAGCCUGCUAGUGCGGUCAAGGCGGCGCAUUUGGUUUGGCAGCUUGGGCAUUGUGCUUAUCCGCCUUUGAGGUUGAUUUUGGGCACUUAUGCGGUGGAGAGUAUACGGGAUCGGUUGAAGUGUAUUAUUGAGGAGAUUGAGGAUUGGAAGCAUCUUAGUUUUCCGUUGGGGGAGACACAGCCGAGGGAGAGGUCUUUGGGUGAAGGGGCUGAUGCGGAGUGA
Molecule: messenger RNA, 1125 nt
Organism: Penicillium nucicola
Lineage: Eukaryota; Fungi; Ascomycota; Eurotiomycetes; Eurotiales; Aspergillaceae
Product: SDR family oxidoreductase
Exons: 1
Coding region: 1-1125 (374 amino acids)
Source: RefSeq, a predicted model, not a curated record